This is a messenger RNA of Eremothecium sinecaudum, 585 nucleotides long. RefSeq names its product TOM complex receptor protein TOM20 (gene TOM20). NCBI's taxonomy places the organism in Eukaryota, Fungi, Ascomycota, Saccharomycetes, Saccharomycetales, Saccharomycetaceae. Gene Ontology annotation, molecular function: transmembrane protein transporter activity. Gene Ontology annotation, cellular component: mitochondrial outer membrane translocase complex; mitochondrial outer membrane. The record is from RefSeq and is a predicted model, not a curated record. Gene Ontology annotation, biological process: protein import into mitochondrial matrix; tRNA import into mitochondrion; protein targeting. The coding region runs from base 1 to 585 and encodes 194 amino acids. The transcript has a single exon.
AUGGCUCCUUUAAAUAUAGCACGUUUAGCGUCAAUCACAGCCGCCACUGCUGUUGCAGCUUUAGCUGGUUAUGCUGUAUAUUUCGACUACCAAAGAAGACAUAGUGCAGACUUCAGAAAAAACUUGAGACGCAAAAUAAAGAAGCAAAAAGCUUUGGAACAAGCAGCUCAGGAGCAGGAAAAGCAAGCUAAGUUAUCUCAUGUUGGUGAUUUUUUAACUAUGGAAUUAGCCAAGGAACCAAUUCCUCAAGAUUCGUCAGAAAAGCAAGACUUUUUUAAAAGUAAUAUAGAAGAGGCUGAAUUACUAUCCAAGUUACCAGGAAAGGAGCUUGAUUCUGCUUUGAAGUUUUACAAGGCGCUAGCUGUGUACCCAAGUCCCGCUGAAUUGUUAGGAAUUUACCAAAGAUCUAUUCCCGAGUCAGUGUACGAAUACAUUGUUUUGAUGAUAGCGCUGCUUCCACCAGCUAAUGUUUCAUCAUUUUUGAGUGGUAGUGGUAGUGGAUCUGGUACAGCAACUGCUAUGUCUGGCUCCAUUCCGCUCAGUAAGGGCCAACCUCAAGUCGAAGCUAUUGGAAUUGACGAAUGA